Coniophora puteana RWD-64-598 SS2 is the source of this 1054-nucleotide messenger RNA. RefSeq lists its product as uncharacterized. The record is from RefSeq and is a predicted model, not a curated record. The transcript is spliced from 10 exons. NCBI's taxonomy places the organism in Eukaryota, Fungi, Basidiomycota, Agaricomycetes, Boletales, Coniophoraceae. Bases 273 to 1010 code for a protein of 245 amino acids.
AUGCCGGGCCAGUGGCCCGAGGCAUGGCAAGCCAUCUGGUCGGAGAACAUCGAAAGCUAUAGUCACGUUGCGCUCCUCACGCUGGUCGUGUAUGAUUACUGUCGAAUGUAUAUGGGCAAGUUCGCGCUUGUACCCCUAGCUGCCGGUGCUCACACUUCAGCGUCCCAAGUAGAAACGGAAGUGGUCGUUGACGACCGCGUUGUACAUCAUAGUCUGUUAUUUUGGGAUGUUCGCAGUCGUGGCAUCAAUGUAUCUUAGUGCUCAGUUUUUCCAUGGAGAUGACCGGUGAAGUCUCCGGCUUUAUCUGGCCUAUCAAGUUGUCGGUCUAUUUGUUAUUGCCGCUCUUCAAGACUGUGCUCUAUAUCCUCUUGGGCCUCUUCAUCCUCGAACAAAUCACCAUCGUGACCACCAUUUCGGUUUUGUAUGCGAUGAAGGACAAUAUUUCCAGUAUCGAUCUCAGCCUCGGUGGCGUGUAUGAAUGCAACAUCUCCGACUCGGCGCCGAUGUUCGUCUGGAUGAACCUGACCAAUUGCAUUGCCGUCGCCGUCUUUGAGGUCGUCAUGGUCUCCAUGGCGCUGCACCGAAUCUGGCUUCAUCUAGAGCUCGUUCGUAACGACAGGCGCAACCUGAAGAUGAGCGCGAGCGCCGAAUCAAGCUCGUGGACGGCACUCUUCAAGAAUCUGCUGGCGGUCGUGAUCAGGGAUAACAUUCUGUACUUUGUGCUGAUCUUUGUAUUUGAUGGGAUUAAGGCAGCCACACUCGAUCCGUCUCCGGCUGUGCAAGGGAUAACGGUGUCCGCAACCGUCUUCGAAAGCGCCGUCGCGUUCAUGCAGGGCUUCCUCGUGUGCAUGAUCGGGCCGUACCUCGUGCUCAGCCUCCGGAAGCAUCACGCAGUGUCAUACGUGUGCUCACAGUCCGGAGAGCAGACGGAGGACGCGCAGUCAAACGUGACUACGAUGCGGUUCCGCGAGCGGGACGCAGAAUCGCUAUCAUUGACGGAGGCGGUAUAGAAUCCAUGGAUCGCAUUGUCAGUGUCUAUUGAUGUACAUGAUUC